Penicillium cinerascens is the source of this 2850-nucleotide messenger RNA. RefSeq names its product glycoside hydrolase family 35 protein. NCBI's taxonomy places the organism in Eukaryota, Fungi, Ascomycota, Eurotiomycetes, Eurotiales, Aspergillaceae. Gene Ontology annotation, cellular component: vacuole. The record is from RefSeq and is a predicted model, not a curated record. The transcript has 6 exons. Gene Ontology annotation, molecular function: beta-galactosidase activity. The coding region runs from base 1 to 2850 and encodes 949 amino acids. Gene Ontology annotation, biological process: carbohydrate metabolic process.
AUGUUCUUUUCGGGAGAAUUUCAUCCUUUCCGUCUACCAGCACCAGGACUAUGGCUGGAUGUGUUCCAGAAGAUCAAGGCAAUGGGCUUCAAUGGAGUCUCUUUCUACACGAAUUGGGCCUUGCUUGAAGGGAAAGAAGGGGACUUCUCUGCCGAAGUGUCUUCUCACUUGAACCGUUCUUUGAAGCUGCGAGCACAGCAGAUAUCAGGAAUCUACCUUCUCGCACGUCCCGGGCCCUACAUCAAUGCUGAAGUUAGUGGUGUUGGAUUCCCAGGAUGGCUAGCACGCAACCCGGCUGCACUUAGGACCGCUGAACCCGGGUACCUGAAUGCUACAGAGAAUUAUGUGUCCAGCAUCGGCUCAAUCAUUGCCAAAGCUCAGAUCACAAAGGGUGGUCCCAUCAUUCUUGUGCAGCCCGAGAAUGAAUAUUCAUCAGGAAACCCGCCCUUCCCGGAUCCUGUCUAUUUCCGCGACGUUGAAGAGCAAUACAGGAAUGCUGGGGUCGAGGUUCCGUUUAUCAGCAAUGAUAAUGCGCCUAAUGGAUAUUUCUAUGAUCAGGGUCCCCCGGAGUGGCCAAUCUAUGGCCAUGACAGCUACCCGAUAGGAUUCGACGAUAAAAUCUACCAGUGGCCGGCCGAUGCGCUCCCAAUUAAUUAUGGUGAUCUACACGAAGAACAAGCGCCCGAUACUCCGUACUCUGUCGUCGAAUGCCAGGCGGGAAGCUGGGAUCCCUGGGGUGGCUACGGCUACAACAAGACCGCCGCAAGGCUAGGUCCCGACUAUGAACGAGUCUUCUUCAAGAAUAUUUACAGUUUCGCAGCAAGCAUCUUCAAUGUCUACAUGGGUGUCGGCGGUACUAACUGGGGCAACCUGGGAUACCCAGAAGGGUAUACCAGCUACGACUAUGGUGCGCCGAUCACGGAGCUCAGAACCGUCGAGCGAGAGAAAUACAGCCAGUUGAAGCUCCAGGCCAUGUUCCUCCACUCUUCACCUGCCUACCUCUCUGCUAUCCCGCAGAAUAAUACAUAUGCCAAUGGCUCCUAUACUGGAAACCCGAAAAUCGCGACGACUGCGCUUUUUGGAAACAAGACUAAUUUCUUCGUCAUUCGUCAUGCUGCUUAUAACUCCCUGUCUACCAACGAGUACAAUAUUACUCUUCUCACUAGCAAAGGAAACGUCAGUAUUCCACAGCUUGGUGGGUCUUUGUCACUUGUUGGACGUGAUUCGAAGUUCCAUGUCACGAGUUACGAUAUCGGGGGCAUCAACAUGCUUUAUUCCACUGCUGAGAUCUUCACCUGCAGAAAAUUCAGCAACAAAAACGUGCUGGUUGUCUAUGGUGGACCUGGAGAGACCCAUGAGCUUGCGAUUGAGGGCGGCGCACAGCCAACCGUCGUGGAGGGGAAUAAUGAUCUCGUCAAGUUUGGGAACAAGCUUGGGUCAACAGUCAUACAAUACACUGUUGAUGCGGAAAGAAUCAUCGUGAAACUCUCAAAUGGGCUUUACCUCUACCUUUUGGAUCGCUAUUCUGCAUACAACUAUUGGUCUAUCGAUUUACCCAGUGACCCUGUGUCUGGCAACUACACCAACGCAGAAUCCUUUUCCUCAUCCCCGAUCGUAAAAGCGGGCUACUUGCUCAGAACUGCCAAAGUGAUCAAGGACGGUAUUUACCUGACCGGGGACUUCAACGCCACCACAGAUAUUGAAGUCAUUGGCGGUCCCGAGCAGACCAAGUCGCUUUUCGUGAACAGUAAGCCCAUGGAAUUCUCACAAGACUCGCACGGAGUCAUCAAAUCAGUUAUAAGAUUUGCCGAGCCCAAGCUCAGCUGGCCGGAUCUUUCAAAGACUGGGUGGAAAGUUUUGGACUCCUUGCCAGAGAUUCAACCAGGUUAUAAUGAUGAAUUGUGGACCUCUGCAUCCCUAACCUCGAGCAACAAUACCGAGCGCAACCUCACUACACCGGUCUCCCUGUACGCCUCUGACUACGGCUACAAUACAGGCUACCUCCUCUACCGUGGCCAAUUCCGCUCCAACGGCAACGAGACUCUGCAUCUAGAGACGCAGGGCGGUUCGGCAUUCGGCCACUCGGUUUGGCUCAACGAAACAUUUGUGGGCUCGUUUUCCGGAGCCAUCACAGCGUAUACAUGGAACCAGACCUUUGCUCUUCCCACACAGAAGGGACAGAACUAUGUUAUUACCGUCUUGGUUGAUCAAAUGGGUUUCGAAGAGAAUGGGUCAGCCGGAACGAGUGAAAUGAAGACACCGCGUGGUGUGCUCGAUUACUCGCUUUCCGGACAUGAGAAGUCGGAUAUCUCGUGGAAGAUUACUGGAAAUCUUGGAGGAGAAGAUUAUCGGGAUCGCACGCGUGGUCCGCUUAAUGAGGGUGGCCUAUUCGCAGAGCGACAGGGCUCUCAUCUACCCGGCUCACCCAUCUCAUCAUGGAAAAGCAGUGACUUGGGACCUAUGGAGGGACUUGAGGGCCCUGGAGUGGCAUUCUACGCCACAUACUUUGACCUAGAUAUACCAACCGGCUACGACAUUCCAAUCUCUAUAUCCUUCGCCAACACCACCGAUGAGACCUCCAGCGUUCGCUGCCAGAUCUAUGUCAACGGGUACCAAUUCGGGAAGUGGGUUCACAACAUUGGACCGCAGGACAUCUUCCCGGUCCCUGAAGGCAUUUGGAACUACCAUGGUAGUAACUACUUGGCCGUCAGUCUGUGGGCUCUUGAAGAAGGUGGUGCGAAGGUUGAGAAUUUGGAGCUGGUUGCUGGUCCGGUGGUCCAGAGUAGUUAUCCCCGACCUAUUGAGAUGAGUCCGAUUUCGAAGUGGCAUAAGAGGCCUGGGGCUUAUUGA